CCAAUCAGCGGAGAGUAGAGGGCUAUUGUAUGAUUUUCAACACCUUCCGAAACGGAGGCGCGAUCACGCGCGGAAUUAAGAGGGAAACGCGGGUUCGUGGUUCGUACAUCGCGCGUUGGACGGUUUAAUUUUAGUGUCGUCGCUGGCCAUGACCACGAGAGACGGACACACGGAGUAGCGUUCGACGAGACCGAACGUGAAACGGUUCGUAAUAUGGGCCGCGGCGCGAGACGAAGCGGGAGGUAAGAAAAGUCAAGCAGAAGGAGUCAGAAGCACCGGUGGCGAGUCUCGCGCAUUCUCUCGGCCGAAUGUGUUCGAUGCAUCGCGAAGUUGGUAAGGGUUUCUUGAGUUCCACGAGACUCGACGCGAUCGCACGCGCGUAAACCCGACGUUGUUCCACGGAGAAGGAACCCGCGCGUGCCGUCUGUUAGAGGACGAUCGAUCCGUGGAUCAUGGAGGAGGAGAACGGGGACGUGAAGCCCCAGGACCAAGAGGACACGGAGGUGGACAACGAGGACGAUGAAACGUUCGAUGAAACGAAGAAAUUCGCGGCGCUCGAGCGCACCCAAACCGGCCGGAAAACGAGCAUUUUCAAAUAUUACUCGUUUAAGGAAAGAGACACAAUGCCAAGCUCGUCGAAGAAACCAGGGCCCCUUAUCGGAGUAAUUGAUGUCGGCACGCGGACCGUUCGCUUUGUGGUUUUCAACGCGAAGCACGUGACGGAAGUGGCGUCGCACAACAUCGACGUAGAGCUAAUCUGUCCUCAGGAAGGAUGGGUGGAACAGGAUCCGAAGGAGAUCCUUUUCGCGGUGAAGGCGUGCAUCAAGGACGUCGUGCGGAAAUUCGACGUGCUUGGGUUGAAAAUUGAAGAGAUGGUGACGGUCGGUCUCACGAAUCAAAGGGAAACAACCAUGGCGUGGGAUACGACCACCGGCGAACCGUUGUAUAACGCGAUAGUGUGGUCCGAUAUAAGGACCGCUUCGAUCGUCGAUCAAAUAGUCGCAAAGUUCCCUGAUCAAAGUAAGAAUCACAUCAAGCCGAUGUGCGGUUUGCCAGUCAGCCCCUACUUCUCAGCGUUGAAGAUUCGCUGGUUGAAAGAUAACGUGCCCGCGGUAAGAAAAGCGAUACGCGACAAACGAUGUAAAGUGGGCACAAUGGACACGUGGAUCGUUUGGAAUUUAACCGGUGGCAAAGACGGCGGAUUGUAUAUCACCGACGUAACGAACGCCUCGAGGACCAUGUUAAUGAACAUAGAAACCCUAUCGUGGGAUCCCACGUUGUGCAGAUAUUUCGACAUUCCUAUACAAAUAUUACCAGAGAUCCGGAGCAGCGCCGAAGUUUACGGGGAGAUCGCGAUCGAACCGUUAAAGGGUAUACCUAUAUCCGGUAUUUUAGGAAAUCAACAGUCUGCGUUGGUUGGUCAGAAUUGUUUAAAAAGAGGCCAAGCGAAAAACACGUACAGGAGUGGAUGCUUUUUGCUGUGUAACACAGGAACAACGAGGGUCUACUCAUCGCAUGGAUUAGUCACAACGGUGGCCUAUCAGUUUGGUCCUCAUAGUCCGGCGGUCUAUGCGCUGGAGGGGUCGGUUGCGGUGGCUGGGGCUGCUAUUAAAUGGUUACGCGAUAACUUGAGGCUCAUAAAGGAUGUCCACGAAAGCGAGCAUCUAGCUGAAACUGUUUUUAGCACCGGUGAUGUGUAUUUCGUGCCUGCUUUUACGGGGUUGUAUGCUCCAUAUUGGAGACGGGACGCUAGAGGAAUUAUUUGUGGUCUAACCGCAUACACCACGAAACAACAUAUAAUAAGAGCAUCGUUGGAAGCUGUUUGUUUCCAAACGAGAGAUAUUUUAGAAGCUAUGAACAAAGACUGCGGUUUUCCAUUAACCAAGUUACAAACGGAUGGGAAAAUGUCGACUAACAAUCUUCUUAUGCAAUUGCAAGCAGAUCUUUGCGGUACACCAGUAUUCAGGUCAACUAUGCCAGACAUCACAGCGUUAGGAGCAGCGAUGGCAGCAGGUUGCGCGGAAGGCAUAGGAGUUUGGGAACUCGAGGGCGAAGAAGUAGAAACGGUGUCGACGGAUACAUUUUUGCCAACGACAACCCCAGAAGAGAGAAAUGCUAGGUAUAAAAAAUGGAAGAUGGCAGUCGAAAGAAGUUUGGGCUGGGCGGAAGUUAAGAUGUCCGAUCAAAUGACAGAUGAGAGGUACUGUAUUCUGGCGUCGAUGCCUGCGAGUUGGUUCUUAAUGGCGAGCUUCAUCUUACUACGAUUAAGUUAUUAUUUAAGAAAUCGGUGACAGCACGUUCACAUUAUUACAAUGGAGAUUCGAUUAGAUGGCAGGUAGCCUAUAUUUUAAUUGCAAGCGCAGGUAGGAACAAGACUGUCGAAACUUAAGUAUCAAUAGUAGAUCAGAAUAUCGACAUCAGUAACGAAUUACAAAACAAAUAGUACAAGAAACUUCUUUCAAUCAGUAGAACGAGUUCCACUUAAACUUGCCAAGAAAAGUUCAAUGUAUAACGAAUUAAACGAAAUACAGAGCAAUAAAGAGAAGGAACUCGAUUUUGGAUGGUAAACGUUUUAAGAAAAGUAUUAGGAAACAAUGAACAUACAAAAAACGUUCGUCCGUAUCGUUUCAUCGUUAGUCGAUACAAGAUAACGUGGUAUUUCGCGAAACGUAACAGUCGAGGUAAACGAAGUAUAAACCAAGUACGAUGUCUCGAACCGGCACAGUUAUGCAUAAUUUUGUAUAAUUAUAGGUAUACGAAGGUUUCCAAUUUAUACAUUUAAUUAAAUGAUUUAAUAAUUAUCUUCACCCUAAUUUCAAUACCCUCUUUUAUAUUUCUAACUUAUUCGUUACACCGUCAAACAUUCUGUAUGUAUAAUGUUAAAAUUAUUGUAUUAUAAAAGCGUAUAUGGAAAUACACGUUCGUCUUGUUUUACCGGUA
Messenger RNA from Hylaeus volcanicus, 2940 nucleotides. It is a transcript of the gene Gk2, whose product is annotated as glycerol kinase. Gene Ontology annotation, molecular function: glycerol kinase activity. The coding region runs from base 453 to 2291 and encodes 612 amino acids. Gene Ontology annotation, biological process: glycerol metabolic process; glycerol-3-phosphate biosynthetic process; triglyceride metabolic process. The transcript is spliced from 12 exons. NCBI's taxonomy places the organism in Eukaryota, Metazoa, Arthropoda, Insecta, Hymenoptera, Colletidae. The record is from RefSeq and is a predicted model, not a curated record. Gene Ontology annotation, cellular component: mitochondrion.